Cervus elaphus (red deer) is the source of this 3026-nucleotide messenger RNA. RefSeq names its product transcription factor 24 (gene TCF24). The transcript is spliced from 3 exons. Lineage: Eukaryota; Metazoa; Chordata; Mammalia; Artiodactyla; Cervidae. Gene Ontology annotation, molecular function: protein dimerization activity; DNA-binding transcription factor activity, RNA polymerase II-specific; RNA polymerase II transcription regulatory region sequence-specific DNA binding. The record is from RefSeq and is a predicted model, not a curated record. Gene Ontology annotation, biological process: developmental process; regulation of transcription by RNA polymerase II. Bases 253 to 756 code for a protein of 167 amino acids.
GCUCGCAGCCGCACAGCACUGCACCACAGGUGCCGGAGGACGUCGGCGGGUCCUGCCGUGGUGAUCCCGGCGCCUAGCUUGGCCCACAAGCAGUCCUCGCCUCGCACGAGCCCGCAUAAAAGGCGCACCCGAUCCGCUGGACGAAGAUGGAGUGACCGGCGCAGUCCAGGCCACGCAGACCCGGCUCGACGCUCCUCUUCCCGCGCAGCGGAGCCGAACCCCGCACAGCCCCUCCAGGAAAGGGAAGCCGCUAUGGACCGCGGCGGCCCCGCAGGCAGCCCCCUGAUCGCCAGCAGCGAGCCCGCGCCCCUGGUAGCCACCGCCCGAGACUUGAGCCCGGGACGGACCGCGCCGGGACCCUCGGGCCCAGGCGGCGGCGCGCGCUCAGGAGGCGGGCGGCCGGCGGCAGCGAACGCGGCGCGGGAGCGCAGCCGCGUGCAGACUCUGCGGCACGCCUUCCUGGAGCUGCAGCGCACGCUGCCGUCGGUGCCGCCGGACACAAAGCUGUCCAAGCUGGACGUGCUGCUGCUGGCUACCACCUACAUUGCGCACCUCACCCGCAGCCUGCAGGACGACGCCGAGGCGCCGGCGGACCCAGGACUGGGCGCCCUUCGCGGAGAUGGUUACCUACACCCGGUCAAGAAAUGGCCCAUGCGAUCAAGAUUGUACAUUGGUGCUACUGGUCAGUUUCUGAAGCAUCCUGUCUCCGGAGAAAAAACAAAUCAUGACAAUAUUCCAAAAGACUCUCAGCCUUAGGCUCUCCCCUGAUGGGGGCUAGUAGAAAGUGAUGUUGUUGUUUUUAAAUGAUAUGAAAUAACUAUAUUUAUUACAUCAGGUAUAACAAGCAUUAUUUCUGAAAGUUUUCAUGUGAAUCCAUAGUUGGAUAUUCUGAUUUAUCUAAUCUAAGUAAAUGUGGAAUGAAAUCUUCAGUCAAAUGUAAAAAUACACAGCUUGUCUAUUCAGUGUGACAGAGUCACUACUAUAAAUUGCAGGAGAAACUAAUGGGGAAAAAAAGAAACCCAUAGGACAGCAAAGAAUUGUGUAUAUAGCCAAAGAAUACUUGUGUUUUCUGUAGUGUAUCUAUCACAAACUCAUUUAUACAAUCUUCCUGGUUUAAAAAAAUAAAAACUCGGUUUGUAAAACACCAGUAUUUCAUUUUUGUGAAAACCAAUCUGUGCUUAAAAUUGGUCUAAGAAGCCAUUCCAGCUGGAAGGUGCUAGAUCAUUUACUCAGUUUUAGCUGAAUACAUGUGGAGACUAUUGAGCUAUAUGGUGAUGCAGUAACUUCUAUAACUUUUUCCCUCUUAGAAAAAUUGUUUGGAAUAAUAGAAAUGGUUUGCUUCCUAGGACAAGUCUUGGCCACCUUCUUAGAGGAUAAUUAAAUAUCUUACUAUGUUUCCAAAUUAUGGAAGGCACUGAGCCUCCCUGCAACCCUGUGUGAACAGCAGAUGGUUGUCACUGGGUAGCAGGGUUUGCCACCCUCCCUGCACCCCAGUCACUCCACAUCCACCCCACUCUCAGGUCCUGGACUAGAUAAACAGGUUUAGCUGUAGCCCCUAGAGAGAGUGGCAUGUUCAGGCCUGUUGGGGGCCUCCACACCUCCUUGACCUUCACAGUCGCAACCUUAGCCAGGUUCUUUCUCCCCUUGUCAGCUACUGUUCACAGUGAACCUACUUGACCCUUAUGAAAUAGAAGUCCUUUCUGACUUGGGACUUCUGGGGCUGAUCUGUACCUUGAAGAGGUCUAAGGACACAGAGUAACCAUCCUGAGAUACAGGAUGCUCCGAUUUGGACCCACAAGCAGGAAAAGCCCUCUGCUCUGGGUCUCUCCCACUGCCCCGCACACGAAGUACCCAGGGAACAGCUCUUUUGCCUGACUGAACCAGUAGUUUCAGUUCUGGCAAGAGCUUGGUGAUCCUAGCUGAGAAGUGGAGAUAUUUACCAGGGAACACAUCGAAUCUCAGAACAACAGAGUGUAGUAGAGACACUUGUAAAAAAAAAAAAUUAUCAGUCUCUUUUGUCAUCUCUGCUGAUUUAGAUUCCCUUUUAUCCUUUUUUUAUUUUUCUCCUCACUCUUCACUGUCCAGGUGUGUAAAGGUCAUUCAUUUCUUGAUAAUCCACAGUUUUAAAGUUGCUGGGUUUGGUCCAAGAUUAUUAAAUAGAAAUGUGUAUGAAUGGCCUUGGUUGAAUUAAUAUAGCAACUGAACCACCAUUUCAUUUCCUCCUCCAUUUAACUCCAGCUUUUGGCAGUGAAAUGAAAUAAAAGACUAUUUGAAGGCAAAGUUGAUUUGAGGAUGAUCAUGUCUUAGCUCAUGUCUGAUAGUUUGUAACUUUUAUUUUAAUGUGAAUAUACUCAUUGUAAUGUGACCAAAGCAUGUCUUUAAAAAGAAAAGACAUAUAAUAAAAAAUGUCUACAUAUUAACAUGUAGCAAAAAUGUUUGUAUAUUUAAAUAUUUGUGAGUAUACUUACCCACUCAUAUGCCAUUGAAAGGAAUACAAAAUAAAAUGAGAUGGAUACAGCCAUUCAUUAUUGUAAAUUAUUAGAAUAAAAAAGUGCUAAAAAUAAUCUUUUCUCUUAAGGAAUGAAAUCAGAACUUCUUUAAAGUUACCUGGAACUGAACUGAAAACACUAAAUGUGAGAGUAAGAAUUUCAGGGGAAAAAAUCCCAUAUUUAAAGCAUUUAGUUGGGGAAUAAUUAUGAUUUGUGUUGAAUUAUCAGACUUUUCUAAAUCCUCCUUCUAAAUUGUUAGUCACUGUCUUAACAGUAUUACUUUUUUUUUAACAGUAUUACUUUUUAUUUCUUCUUGUCCAGUUAUAAAUGUCUUAAUUCCAAAGAACUAUAGUUCUGUCAUGAGCUUUAUAACAUUUUAUUAAAUUGCUAAAUAGGGUAACAGCUUUUGGUAGGUUGGAAAACUUGAGGUGAAAUUGAAUAUUUUCACCCAAAGUUUAAAAGAAGCAUGCUGUUUAAUUAAUUGUACCUGGUCAAGAUAAAAGAUAUUACUAAAAUAAAAUAAAGCACCAAUUUGAA